Molecule: messenger RNA, 4082 nt
Organism: Amphiprion ocellaris (clown anemonefish)
Lineage: Eukaryota; Metazoa; Chordata; Actinopteri; Pomacentridae
Gene: uba7
Product: ubiquitin-like modifier activating enzyme 7
Exons: 24
Coding region: 117-3170 (1017 amino acids)
Biological process (GO): protein sumoylation
Cellular component (GO): cytoplasm; SUMO activating enzyme complex
Molecular function (GO): SUMO activating enzyme activity
Source: RefSeq, a predicted model, not a curated record
ACACUUUCAAACUCUUCGACUGUGUCACACCCGGUUUGCUUUCUGUUCCUGGUUCGGCCUGAGUUCGGUCUGUGUUGUUUUCGCAAACUGUUUAUCUUUUAUCAGUUUGGUGCAAAAUGUCGGGAAACGGUAACAUCGAUGAAGGAUUCUACUCUCGACAGCUGUAUGUUCUGGGCCAUGAGGCAAUGCACCGAAUGGGAACAGCCAGCGUGCUGAUAGCAGGAAUGAGAGGUCUGGGAGUGGAAAUAGCCAAGAAUGUGAUUCUGUCCGGAGUAAAGUCUGUCACUGUGCAGGAUGAGGGCCAGACAGCGUGGGCCGACCUGUCCUCCCAGUUUUUCCUGAAGGAGUCCCAUCUUGGUCAGAACCGAGCAGCAUGUUCCCUGCAGCAGUUGUCUGCCUUAAACCCACAUGUGCAAGUGUCGGCCCACCCUGGACCACUUAAUGAGGACCUGAUUCUGAAAUUUCAGGUGGUCGUCCUCACUGACUCUUCUCUGGAUGAUCAGAGGCGUUUUGGUGACCUUUGCCAUUCACGUGGAAUUAAGUUCAUUGUAGCAGACACCAAAGGACUCUGUGGUCAGUUGUUCUGUGACUUUGGGAAGGAGUUUGAAGUCUUGGACCAGGAUGGAGAGAUGCCUGUAUCAGUGAUGAUACAACAUGUCUCCAAGGACAAUCCUGGAGUGGUGGUCUGCACAGAUGACCAGAAGCAUGGACUCACAGAUGGCUCUAAAGUUGUCUUUUCUGAGGUCCAAGGCAUGACAGAGCUCAACAACAUCGGCCCUGUGGAGAUCAAAUUCCUGAGUGAGAUGCGCUCGUAUUCCUUCAGCAUUUGUGACACUUCAGCCUUUAAUGAGUAUAAACGAGGGGGAGUGGCGACUGAGGUUAAACAGUCCUGCCUGAUACAUUUUAAACCCCUGACUGAGGCUCUACAGGACCAAGACCUGCUGAAAAUGAAUGACUUUGGAAAAAUAGCACGCCAUAAGACCCUGCACUUGGCUUUCCAGGCCCUCCACAGCUUUGUGAAGAAAGAACAACAACUCCCUCGCUCUUGGUCUCAGUCAGAUGCAGACUCCCUGCUUGCCAUAGUGCGAGAACUGAAUAAAGUCACACAGCUGGAAAACCUGGAUGAGGCUGCGGUGCAAACCCUGUCCUACACAGCUCAGGGGGAUUUGGCUCCUAUGAAUGCUUUCAUUGGAGGUUUGGCUGCUCAGGAAGUUAUUAAGGCAUGUAGUGGCAAAUUUACACCUCUUCAGCAGUGGCUCUAUUUUGAUGCACUGGAGUGUCUCCCUGAAGAGGAGGAUCGACCGGCAGAGAGCUCAUUCUCAGCAAAAGCCUCAAGGUAUGACGGACAGAUUGCUGUGUUUGGGUCAGCGUUCCAGGAGAAGCUUGAGAGGCAGAAGUAUUUCCUGGUUGGAGCUGGUGCUAUUGGUUGCGAGCUUCUUAAAAACUUUGCCCUGAUUGGGCUUGGUGCUGGAGAAAACGGACACAUCACCGUAACAGACAUGGACUUCAUAGAAAGAUCCAACUUGAACCGCCAGUUCCUGUUCAGGUCUCAGGAUAUUGGGAAACCUAAAUCGGAAGUUGCAGCCAAAGCAGUGUGUGAGAUGAACCCGCGGAUGAAAAUCACUGCUCAUCAGAAUCGUCUGGACCCCGACAGUGAAGGAGUGUAUGACUACAACUUCUUCAUGGGUCUCAAUGGAGUGGCUGCAGCACUCGAUACCGUGGAAGCCAGGGUCUAUCUCGACAGACGCUGUGUUCAGCACCUCAAGCCGCUGCUUGAGGGAGGAACUCUAGGAACCAAAGGUCACACUCUGGCAGUGGUGCCUCACCUGACGGAGUCUUAUGAAGAUGGCAAGUCAAGUUUCAGUGAUGCCAUCCCUCUGUGCACCCUCAGGAACUUUCCUCAUCGAAUCGAACAUACACUGCAGUGGGCCAGAGAUCAGUUUGAAGGACUGUUUAAACAAACACCUGAGAAUGUGAAUCUCUUCUUGAGGGAUUCAGCGUUUGUAGAGCGGACUCUCAGCCAUGGAGAUGCUGAGGCCCUGGAGAUCCUUGGAGGGGUUUGGAACAGCCUGGAGGGCAUGGCAGCUGGAGGACAACGUCCAAGUAGCUGGGAGGACUGUGUGAACUGGGCACGUCUCAAGUGGGAGACUGUCUAUAACAAUGACAUCCGUCAGCUUCUGCACUGUUUCCCUCCUGACGAGGUAACCUCUACUGGUCUCCCUUUUUGGUCUGGAUCCAAGAGAUGCCCUCAUCCGCUGACCUUUGAUCCAAACAAUGUUACGCACAUGGAAUAUGUGGUGGCAGCAGCUAAUUUGUAUGGACACAUCUACGGGAUCAGUGGGACAAGAGACUUGACCGCUAUCAGAAACAUCUUGGAGCAAGUCCAUGUACCACCUUUCACUCCCAAGUCCACCGUGAAGAUUCACGUUACUGACGAGGAGAUGGAGGAAGAUAAAGAAAGGGGAAGCGACGACGCUGAAAAAGCCCGACUUGAGGAUUUGAAAGUAAAAUUGGCUGCAUCAUUCCCGAAAAGCUCGACUCAACUGUACCCCAUCGACUUUGAGAAGGAUGACGACAGUAACUUCCACAUGGACUACAUUGUUGCUGCUUCUAACCUGAGAGCAGAGAACUACGACAUCCCUGCAGCCGAUCGCCACCAGAGUAAGCGCAUUGCUGGAAAGAUCAUUCCUGCCAUAGCCACCACCACAGCAGCAGUAGCAGGCCUGAUGUGCCUGGAGCUGCUUAAACUGGUGCAGGGUCACCAGAAGAUCACCUCUUACCGCACAGCUUACUUCAACCUGGCUGUCCAGUACUUUGUCCUGUCCCUGCCCAGCCGUCCUCAGGACUUUGAAGUCGCAGGAAAGAAAUACACCUCGUGGGAUGACUUCCUCGUUGAGGGCAGACGCGGCGGCCAGCAGGAAAUGACCUUGGAAGAUCUGUUCCAGUAUAUCAAGGAAAAAUACAGCUUGAAUGUCUGCACUCUGUUCUAUGGAACUGCUAUCUUAUACAGUGGGCAAGAAGACAGGCUGAAAAAGAGUGUGUCUGAGGUGGUGAAGAUGGUAACAAAGAAAGACAUCCCUCCACAUCGGAAGAUGCUGGUGCUGGUCCCCUCAUUUGCUGAGGAUGAGGACUGUGAGUAUGUCCCAGCUAUCAGAUACUUACUCUUGUAAUGCCUUCAAAAGUGGAAAAGUGCCACAUGGAGCUGCUUUAAUGUGAUGAAGCAAACUCAACUCUCCUGUGGCAUCAUUUUCAGUAUAUUCUACUGAUUUUAAUGCUUCAGCUAUUGUUGACCAAAGUUGAUAUCUCAAUGAUUUUUAUGUCUUCUGCCUUUUUAUUUCUGUCUUUUCAUUCCUUAGAUUGGUAUUUUGCUAGCGCACUGCCACUUUUUAUUGUUAAUCACACUUAUGUGAUGUAAAAUCCCACUGCUGCCCUGAAUAAUUAUUUGGCCUGUCACAAAAAUACAACAAAAUGUGUAUAGAUUGAUAUACAGUUCCUCAUCUGAACAUGUUUUUUGUCAAUUUAAAAGAAGAAUCUUAUGCAACUCCUUUCUUUUUUAACAGAAACAUUACUCCAAAGUUCUGUUUCUUCAUUUUUGGCUUUGGGUAACUCAUAAAGUGUGUUUUUUGAGUCGGGUUAAGAGGUUGUGAAGAUAUUGGCACUCGCGGGUCAGUGCUGGGAACUAGGUUUAGUUCAGGCCAGGCUGAGCUCAGUAUUGAAUGGGUGGAGGCAGAAGACACUCGCACCACCAUCUUCCACCCCCACAUCCCCGAGGAAUCCCUGAUCUGUCCAGAUUGGAGAAGCUGGUGUCAUCUAUGAGGCCUUCAUCUGUCUUUAGAUGGCUUUUGUGAAUGCUUUGCCACAACCUCACAAUGUGUUUCACUCCACUCUCCCACAUUCACAUGCUGACAUUUUUAACAUGCUCUGCUUCCCAUUUCAAUCAUGUCAUGUGAAUCUUCUCUGUAAUUAUUACUGAAGCUACUUUUAGAUGUUAUUUAUCAUCACUGUGAAACUGGGAUUAUGAGACAAGCAUGCAGUUUGUCAAAGUGUUUGAACAAUAAUGUAAUAAAUGUGUGGUUGAGGAA